Messenger RNA from Psilocybe cubensis, 762 nucleotides. RefSeq lists its product as uncharacterized. The record is from RefSeq and is a predicted model, not a curated record. The coding region runs from base 1 to 762 and encodes 253 amino acids. The transcript is spliced from 4 exons. NCBI's taxonomy places the organism in Eukaryota, Fungi, Basidiomycota, Agaricomycetes, Agaricales, Agrocybaceae.
AUGUCCCUGUAUGUUAAACUAGAGACGCCAGGAGCAUUCGACUUUGCGGCAUUUACACGCGCAACUCGCGGCACGUUAGCUUUACUUGCUUCCUUGCUCAAGUUCCAAAAAUGUGACCCUACUGUAUUGGGACAGAUUGAGGCCCAGGUUUCUGGAUUUGUAAAAGCAAUUAGACUGGGAACAAGCGCUGCCCAAUGCGGAUUCACCACAGCAGAAGAUAUCCUGAUUCUCUCCGAACUUGUACAAUCAACUACCCUGGAGGAGCGUCGUGAAUAUCUCAAUGGAACUCUUGAGCUCGCAGAUCAAGCCUACUCUCAAAGCAAAGAAGCUCAACAAGUAUUUAGGCAAGUGAGGACCGAGAUCAUGUCUAUUGUCGGAAAGCUCAACAGCGUGGAGACUGUUUCCAAACCCUCUAGUUCGGCGACUCGGACUUCUUUAGAAGGCCGUCUACGCGGAAUUGAAGCACUGGAUAGUUUUGAAAAGCACAUAUCAGCAUUAGCAGAUUGGUGGGACUGGAUCAAAAUUGAAACGAAGGUUCAGCGAAACGGUAGAUCUGCUAUCGUCGACUUCGAUGACUCGUCUUUAAGAGAAAGAUCCGUCAUUGAUCGAUGGAAAUUACUGCGAGUACAGUUCUUGGAUUACACCAAUAUGAGCUCUUUUCAAAAUCCUAUCAAAUUUCGACUACAUAUCAAAGACCAGAGCAGAAAGGUUACCAGGAUUCGCGACAUGUAUUUUUUCGACAGGAUUUACGUCGCGCUCUAA